CGAAACAAACAACGAUUUUAUAGUUGUACAUUUAGAUCUACUUUCAGUUGUAUUUUCCCCAACUUCCAUUUUAUUUUUGCUGAUUUGUUUGUAGGAUUACAACUUACUGGAGAUUAAUAUGACGAAAUUAUAAUUUUUGUUGACUAUCAACACGACCUUUCACCUUUGUGGAGGGAAAAAACGAGUACACUCGUACAGAUCUAGGUUAGAAUAAAGAUCUAACUAGAUUUAGAUCUAGAUCUAGUCUAGAUGUCGAGAGCUAGCCUGCGUCUUCCGAGAAGUAGAAUCUUAGUGAAUCUAGAUUUUAGAUCAGAAAAGUUCGCUGUCUCGUUAUGGUUUAUUGCAUUUCUCUGUAGACUAUAUGGAGAACUUUUCGUUUUCCCUAAAGUUACAUCCGGAUAGAUUUUAGCUGUGACAACAAUUCAACUUGCAGUUAAAAAAUCAUUAUUAUGGAGUUUGCAGAAGGUCUCAAAAAAGCAUCAGAACUUGGUCUCAGCAAAGAGGAGUUCAUGGUUAUUUGGAAUAAAGAAAUGGAUUUACGAAUAUUAAACCAUAGUGUUGAUAGCCACAAAAAUUGUUCCAAAGAGGAAUGUCUAGCUUCAGAAAUUCAGGACCUCAAGGUUGUUUCACAAGAGUUAAAGCUUGAGUUAGUUAACAUGAGGAAUGAAAUGUUCAAUCAAAACCAGGAUCUGUUAUCAGCCAUCAAGCAAAUAGUAAGUCAGCAACAAAACCAAGAGAUUGGAGCUCUUUUGAAAUCAGUACUUGAUAUCGCAAUGGAAGCUAAGACUCUCAGGACAUACAUGGAGGACUUGACAAAAAAAGUUAAUAAUUUGUCAGUGGAAUUGAAAAGUGAAAUAGCUGAAAUGAAGCAAAAGGUUGUAUCUCUUGGUGUACCUAAUUCCAGUACUAAUACUUCAGAUGCUUCUUCUACAGGCUCUCACUCAGACAUUGUUAGUAACUGGACAGAAGAGAAACGUCCUAAAGUAAAUGAAAACAACAAUCAUGUGACAGCAACAUCUACUUCAAAAGGUUUAAAGGUAAACAGAAAUGAACAACUCCCUGACUUUUCCUUAGAUACCAAGCAAUAUCCUUGGAAACUGACAAAGUCUUAUACAAAAUCCUAUCAAAACAAAACUUUCUUUAAUUACCCCAAGGUGAAGGAAACAGAACAAAAAGUAGAAACAAAUACCAAUGUUAUUGUUGCUGUUCCUCUAAAUAGGUCUACAUUUGAAGCACCACAAGCCACUUCACUGAUUUCUUUAGAAAAUAGUGCAUCAGGAUUGGCAGAAAUCAGCCAAACUGCUGAAAUUGUGACCUCAACGUUAGUUCCUAUUGACUACGGUGAUGGUGAAAGGAACCAAAUUGUGAACAAUAGUGAUAAUGAUGUACAUGCACCUAAAAAAGAUUUACAGAAUAAUGGUGCUGUAAAAAACUCCACUGUUCUUUCCACAAGCAAAGUGUUUGCAGAUCGUGGUGUACGUUUUACAAUACCAGAAACACAUGGAUUUUACAAAGCCAAAGAAGAGUUUUUUACUGACUAUUAUCCACUUAAAAAGGUACCAUGCAAAGUGCGAAUGAAGCUGAGACUUGACAAAGAUGAAAAGAUCUUAGUUUCGGCCUUGGUUUCCUUUUUAAACAACAGUGAAGCCAUCCUUCCUCUUAGCUUUGAGGGUAAUGGCUACAUUUCAGCCAAGUUAUCUGGUGGCAGAGGUCAUUCCAAAAUUUGGACUAUACACCACACACUCAAACAGAAACCAAAACAAGACACAGAAGUUUGUAUUGAUGCUCAGGUUUGUUUACAGACCAAUCGUAACACUUACACCAGAAUAACCUAUUCCAAACUAGUAGACAUGGGUUAUGACGAAGCACAGCGCCUUGAGUUUUUGUGGGAUUUAGUUUCCUAUCCUGUGCUACCUCACCAAAGUUCAUUGUUAAAGUAAUCAACCCGCAUCCCAUUGUUAAAUAAUUACAUACCUAUACAUCAGUACCAUCAAACUUUUUAUUGGGAUGGGAUAUGUUACUCAUGAAACAGGUUUUAUUUACUGUAUAUAUGGUUUGUUAAUAUGUGUUCCAUUAAUAAUCAUUAAUUAUUGGUUUUGUUUAAAAAUAUUGAUUAUGGUUUGUUAAAAUAUUUUGAAAUUUUACUUUACUGUGAAUUAAAUGUCUAAAGAAACAAUUUGUAGCAUAAAAUCACUUUUAAAAAAUAAAUUGCAUUCAAGUUAUUCAAUUAUUACUAAUUUAUUAUUUGGAAAAGGUUUUCAGUGAAAACAAAUAAAAAUUGGGAUUUAUGAUUGAUCUUGAUGAACUUUCAUUUCUCACUAUGUGACUCUGUGCUAUCAAAGAAAAACUAAAUUAUUUCUUGCAAAGUGACAAUUAGCAAAUAUAUAUAUAUAUAAAAACAACAACUUUUCCUGUAAAAUUUCUUCACAAUAAAGCCAUUGAUGAUGGAAUUGUUAAUGUUGAUAAUAACAUGAGCAUUGGAAACGUUGUUAGGCCUUUUUUUAAUGACAAAAAAUUUUAUUAAAAGGCUUUUUACUGCUUUAAAUUUUCUUUAAACUCAUUAAAAAGUGUGGAGGAUAUUUGGAUCUAUGGGCAUUGAGUUGGUGUCAUUUUUUGGCUCAAAUUAUUUUUAUUACUUUUUGGCUUGUCAACUAUUUUGUAAUUAUCAACAUAUUCUAAUUUAUUAAAUAUUGUCAUUUACUCAUGAAAAAAAACAUUUGAUAACAUUUAAAACAUUUUUUUUUUUACUAUUCAAAUGAGAAUAUAUUAUUUAAGCAGGAGUUUAUCUUUAGGGGGUAAUAUUUUGUUUUUAUUAUGAGUCUUGAUUAAAAAAUUUUGCUUUUUGCUUCUAAAAAAAUUAAUUUGAAUUAUGUUGAAGUUCUAAAAUUUUGUUAUUCUGUGGUACAAAUUUCAUUUUUAUUUACCACAUCGUAUUAAAUGAGUUUCAAAUUUAUUCCAGGUGUUGAAUGAAAUGAACAAAAUUAUAUUGAAAUAAAAAUGUUUGUGUUGCCA
This is a messenger RNA of Biomphalaria glabrata, 3012 nucleotides long. RefSeq lists its product as uncharacterized. The transcript has 3 exons. Lineage: Eukaryota; Metazoa; Mollusca; Gastropoda; Planorbidae. Bases 450 to 1940 code for a protein of 496 amino acids. The record is from RefSeq and is a predicted model, not a curated record.